GACAAAGCGGCAUGUAAUUAAUAAAUUGAAAUUUACAAACUGGGAGUCAAUACUUUUUUUUCCCCCUUUGAUAUUAUCUUUUUUCUUGAUCAAUUAUAGAAAGGGAAAAAGGAAAAAGUGAGAUGAAAUUAAAGAGGGAUGCCAAUAUGCCAUGUAGAGAUAAUUCAACACACCAGAAAAAGUAGUUUGGGAGAAAGAUAUUUGAGGGAAAAUUUGUGUUGUUUCUUUUAAGUGAAGCAAGAGAGAGAAAGAAGAGAAAAAAAGAAACCAGUAAAGCUGUAAGAGGUCACUUUCAAAAGGGGGGUGGUGGUGCCAUUUUGAAGGGAUCUAUCCCUUCCCACAAACAAAAUAAAAAUAAAAAAAUAAAUAAAAAUUAGGGUUCUAAGUAACAAGACCUAAUUAAGUAAAAACUGGAGAAACGGGAAAAGAAAAUGAAAAAGGAAAAGGGGGGAAAAUCUUGGAAACCACCCAAUGGUAUGGGACAGAGUGGAAUUGAGUGGGAAAUUUUGAAACAAGUAGCCAUGAAUGAAUGAAAUAAAAAUUACUAGUAGUAUUUUUAAUUUUUAAUUUUUUCUUGGUUGAGUUGGUAUUUGUGUUUGUGUAGGCUGUACAAAAACAGCAGCAGCAGCAGUGUUGAUAUCACAGAGAUCUUUAAUCUCCUUUCUGACCCAAACACUGCCACACUCAUCACUGCCAUCCAGCCCUCUUAUAGUAGAGAGAGAGAGAGAGAGCUGUAUAUUUUCCUCACUUUUCACCACAAGCAAGCUUAGAGUUUGUUGUGUUGACGGUGUUGCUGCAGAUUUUCUUGUAUAGUACAGAGGUUUGCAGUGGUAUACAACAUAGCUAUCAUCAAAAGCUGUGAUUUUUGAAGAUGGGUUAGGCUCCAAUUUUUGUUUGGCUCAAUGAAUUUGAUGGAAUUGUUCAAGAUUGAAUGGCAAAAAAGCUAAGGUUGAAAAAGGUGUGCAAUUCAAAAGCUGGAAGAGGGAAAUCACAAGGCUCUGAGUCUGGAUCCUCAGAGGAAUCAUCAUCUUCAUCUCUAUCAAAAUCAAAACCAAGAUCAAAAUCAAGAAAAUCAGAAUUAUGUAGCAGAGCAAUCCCCAAAUGUUCAAUUUCACCAGCUUUUCCACCAAAACCAGCUCCUCUACGGCGCCAAUCGACUAGAUUCCGAGAAUCCAGCGCCGCCGCCGCGUCCGCCGCAGGUGAAGAAGCGGGCGCCGCCGGAGGCAGGCGGCGAGCAUGCGAGAUUGCGGGAGAAGAUGGGGGAGAGCAGCCAGCAGCAGAGAAUAGGGGCGAGGGCCACCGUGGGGGAGGUGGUGGAGGUGCAAGGCGGCCACAUUGUCCGCGCCACCGGCCGGAAAGACCGCCACAGCAAAGUGUGCACCGCCAAGGGCCCCAGAGACCGGCGCGUCCGCCUCGCCGCCCACACCGCCAUCCAAUUCUACGACGUCCAAGACCGCCUCGGCUACGACCGCCCCAGCAAGGCCGUCGAUUGGCUCAUCAAGAAGGCCAAAUCCUCCAUUGACGAGCUCGACCACCUCCCCGCCUGGCACCCCACCGCCACCACCCCCUCCUCCGCCGCCCAAGACACUCCCGCCUCCUCCACUAAACCAAUGCCCGCCCAAAAUCCAAAUUCCCAAAUCUCCAGCUUCCUCCCUCCAUCUCUAGAUUCCGAUGUAAUCGCAGACACUAUCAAAUCCUUCUUUCCGGUGGCCGGCGAGGCCAGCUCCUCCGCUAUGCAGUUCCACAGCUUCACCUCCUCCGAUAUGAUUUCAAGAAGCAGCAGCCACACCCAGGAUUUACGUCUCUCGCUGCAGUCAUUGCAAGAUCCCAUCUUGCACGCCCAGGCGGCGGCGCCCCCGCGCCAGGUCCUGCUGAGCGGCACCCCAUUGGGGUUCGACGGCGGCUGGCUCGACCACCACCAGCAGGCCGCCGAGCUCAGCCGCCUGCAGAGGUUCGCCGACGCCCCAGCGGGAUACUUCUUCAACCCGCCGCCGCCGCCUCCGCCUCCGCCGCUGCUCCAGCAGCUGCUCGGCCACAACCAGAUGGUUUCACAGAGGGGACCCCUUCAGUCCAGUAACACACCUUCAGUUCGUGCUUGGAUCGACGCCCCCGCCGCCGAUCAUCAGCCUUUCUACCCUUCCUCAUUUUCCGGCAUUGGCUUCGCCUCCGGAUACGGCGGAUUCCCCGGCUUCCACAUUCCUGCACGAAUUCAAGGUGAUGAAGAGGAGCACGACGGCUACUCCGACAAGCCGUCAUCCGCUUCCUCCGAUUCCCGCCAUUGAGCUCCACUCGCCAAACAGACAUGAGAGUUUGAUUGAGUUUAUGCUCGUUGGCAGCGGCGGUGAGGCGAGCGAACAAUCAGCAGGUUUCUCGUCUCGUCUCUGGUUCGCUACUCUAUGUUUAGUUGCUUAAUGAGCCACUUGAGCUCACUACAUUAUCGUUUCACUUUGCUUGCUCUUUCCAUUGUGUUUGAUCCUAUGCUUAAAUGAGCAGACACUAUCAGCUCCACCUUGUUUCA
Messenger RNA from Salvia miltiorrhiza (redroot sage), 2518 nucleotides. Its product is annotated as transcription factor TCP4-like. Bases 1257 to 2282 code for a protein of 341 amino acids. Gene Ontology annotation, cellular component: nucleus. The transcript is spliced from 2 exons. Gene Ontology annotation, biological process: regulation of secondary shoot formation. NCBI's taxonomy places the organism in Eukaryota, Viridiplantae, Streptophyta, Magnoliopsida, Lamiales, Lamiaceae. Gene Ontology annotation, molecular function: DNA-binding transcription factor activity; sequence-specific DNA binding. The record is from RefSeq and is a predicted model, not a curated record.